This is a messenger RNA of Carassius gibelio (silver crucian carp), 1861 nucleotides long. Its product is annotated as sialoadhesin. The record is from RefSeq and is a predicted model, not a curated record. NCBI's taxonomy places the organism in Eukaryota, Metazoa, Chordata, Actinopteri, Cypriniformes, Cyprinidae. Bases 143 to 1366 code for a protein of 407 amino acids. The transcript is spliced from 10 exons.
UUUUGAAGUGAACGUCUGACAGCUCCGCAUAUGUUAUAUAGCAACUGAUUAUUAGCAAACACAAUGCCAAAAUGCCAACAGAGGAUAUAACAUUCAAAGCAACAUCUGUUUACAUGACUAAAAGUGAUCAUUUCUCAGCAGUAUGAGUGGACUUAAAGUCCUGGUUGUCAUAAUCUGGAUGUUGAGAGAAUGUGCCCUGUGUGUUUUGAUUUAUGCAGGUGCUGCCAGCAACAAAUGGGAAAUUAAGAUGCCUAAGAAAAUAGACGCGAUAAGUGGCUUAUGUGUUCAAAUUCCAUGUCAGUUUGAGAUCCCCGACUCAUUCAAACAAUCCCUAAACAAUCUUGUUGAAGGAAUUUGGAAAAAAAUAAGCGCAGAGGGGCCAAACGUGCUUAGUUCAAAAACGACAGUGUCUCUUCUAAAAGGAAAUGUGAUUGGCAACAUCUCGGACAAAAAUUGCACCACUGUGUUCUACAGCUUUCCUGAUGGAUUCAGUGAAACAUUUUUCUUCAGACUUCAGGGUCCUGAACCUCUCUUGUACACAUUUCAGCAAGGAAUAAACAUCACAGUCCAUAAAGAUGUUCCCCCGCCUAUCUUGAGCCCAUAUGUUCAGGUGAUGGAAGUUCUAGAGGGCACCAGGUUGACACUGACCUGCUCCACUGUGAUCUCAUGUCCCUCAGUCCAACCUCAGUUGCAAUGGAACCCACAGCUAGGAGAAAAGCUCACACCAGCCCUACAGGAGGAUGAAUUUGGACAGACACUAUUGGCCUCCUCUCAGAUGUUCAAUGUGACUCCCCUAAAUGACCAGCUGAAAAUCUCCUGCUCUGUUUUGUACUAUCAGGGCGCCAAAAGACCAGCUGAAACCAGCAUUACCCUUAGAGUGUUGUAUGCUCCCAGAAACACCAUAGCCCUGGUCAGUCCAUCGGAUCCAGUGUAUGAAGGCAGUAUGGUGGUGCUGAGCUGUCAUAGUGAUGCCAACCCUGCAGUUCAGCGCUAUGAGUGGUACAAAGACAGUGGAUCUGGAAAGCUAGAGUUACAGAAUCAAGGACAGACUCUAACAUUGAUAGCCAAAAGUACCGUUCAGGGUCUGUAUGUCUGUAGGGUCCACAACAUCCACGGGACCGACCGAUCAAGACCUGUCGCUGUAGGCAUAAAUAGUUGCCAGUGCUCCAUUGCAUUGUACACUAUAUGUGGACUUCUGACUCUUUUCCUAAUUCUUAUUACUGCAGUGGAUUUGGUUAAAUACAAAAGCCUGUUAAACAGACUUGAAGUGUCUGAAAGCUUGCGAGGACCCAUGACUUACUCCACCCUCCACGGGACCAGUGACACAGUGUACAAUGUAAUACAGAAAAAGAACACUUCUAUUUGAACUUGGCAUGCAAGUGUACUUUGAAAGAUGCAUUGAACACAGUUGAACUUCUUAUUUCUCUGAAAAACAGCAGUUGUAUUCCAUGUAAGUUGUAUUUAGACACUAUGGGGCUUUUUUCAUGACAUAAUUCGAUCAACCGUUAAAUCAACUGGCUGACUGGUAAUCAAUUUCCUGAGACAGGAAGUAGAUAAUAAUUAUUUCUCAGAAAACUAGAGUUGUGCAAGCAUAUUAAACUCUGAUAGGCUGAUCACUAUUCUCUGCUGACGUGAUGCAUGUGCAAGAAAACAUUCGCAUUGGAGUGUGUGCUUGCAAGAUAGAGGGGGGAAAUUUGUCCUGAUUUCAUACGAAUUGUGAUGACACAAUGCCAAAAUGUCAUCAUUUGUCAUAUCCUGAUGUUAUUUUAACCUUUGUCCUCAAAUAUGUAAAAAAAAAUAUUCUUAUCAAAAAUACAUUUUUCUUAUCAAAAUACAUUGAGUUUAUUGUGUGUGGGUGUGU